CAACGGCAACGGGUACGUUACGUUGCUAUAAUUUUGGUUUUUCAAUUCCAUAUAAAGCAUAUUAAGUGUUAAAGUUUUAUAAUGGUAGGACGUUCAAGGAAGAACAAAUUGAGCAAUCCUAAAGUUGCUAAGCAAAUAAAUGACAAUUUAUUAAAGAUAAGCAUAAGAACUGAGAAUUAUAUAUAUAAUGACGAACCUAUGACCAUAAGCGAAGCAAAGGAAAUGAAAUAUGAGCUGAGUACCUAUAAAAAACUAACGAAGAAAGAUGUUCGCACUUUACAGAUUAUUGAGAAACAAAAUCGCCUCUUACAAGGAAUUAUUAGAGAGGAAGAAAAUGUAUUGAACGGAAUAGUAUGCCACGAUGACAAUCAACUUAACGACAACGUAGAUGAUGAAGACAUACACAUUUCUGUAGCAACAAAUACAGUUGAAAAAGUUGAAUCCAAAAGAUCUUCAGACAUCCAUAUAAAUACCAGCAUAGCAGGUUCCCCUACUUUUAAUCUAGAUCAUACUCAAUUAAUUGGCACGUCAAAUACCUUUGAAGCAACAAAUUCCCCUACAAUUAAUCUCUCAAGCGCCGUAGUGAAUACACUAACACGUUCCGAUAACAUCAAAACUGUCGAUAAUACACCAGAAACAAUCAGUUUACCGUCUCAAGAUGAUUCUAACAAUAAACAACUUGAUGUCGAUAUAUCUUUAGUUAAACAAAAUACCAACAUUGAACAAAGUCAUCAUUUACCUAAAAAGCGAAGAAACAACGCCAAGAAUUUGUCUUGGAUAGACAAUAUGAAAUACGUUAGAGUCGUUGAAGAUGAUGAAUUCGAUCCUAAGCUAUCGAAUUUAGGAAAGUUUUGGGAUAAUUUUCAACUUCCUCAAGACUGGGACGAGAAUGACUUUUGUUUUGAGUGA
Messenger RNA from Pieris rapae (cabbage white), 909 nucleotides. RefSeq lists its product as uncharacterized. The transcript has 3 exons. The record is from RefSeq and is a predicted model, not a curated record. NCBI's taxonomy places the organism in Eukaryota, Metazoa, Arthropoda, Insecta, Lepidoptera, Pieridae. Bases 82 to 909 code for a protein of 275 amino acids.